AUGCAAUUUCAACUGACCUGUUUUUUGCACCUUGGGUUGCUCAGUUACAUGGAAGCUCAAGAUGAAUGCAACAGAGGUACCUGUCGCCCCCCCCCCCCAACCGGCAAUCUACUGGUGGGUCACAGCGCGCAGCUCUCCGCUUCUACUUGCGGGCUCGGCGGGGCUCAGAAAUACUGCAUCCUCAGCUACCUUCAGGAGGAACAAAAGUGCUUCAUCUGUGACUCCAGAUUUCCAUAUGAUCCGCACGCCCAACCCAACAGCCACACCACUGAGAAUGUAAUCCCAAGUUUUGAACCAGAUGGAGAAAACAAAUGGUGGCAAUCAGAAAACGGUCUUGGUCAUGUCAGCAUCAGACUGGAUCUAGAGGCAUUAUUUCAGUUCAGUCACCUUAUUCUGACCUUUAAGACUUUUCGGCCUGCUGCAAUGUGAGUUGAACGCUCCACAGACUAUGGACACACCUGGAGAGUGUUCAGAUAUUUUGCCAAAGACUGUGCUACUUCCUUCCCCAACAUCACAUCUGGCCAGGCCCACGGAGUGGGAGACCUUGUUUGUGACUCCAAAUAUUCGGAUAUUGAACCCUCCACUGGUGGUGAGGUUGUUUUAAAAGUUUUGGAUCCCAGCUUUGAAAUAGAAAACCCUUACAGCCCCUACAUCCAGGACCUUGUGACAUUAACAAACCUGAGGAUGAACUUUACCAAACUCCAUACCCUUGGGGAUACUUUGCUUGGAAGGAGGCAAAAUGAUUCCCUUGAUAAAUACUACUAUGCUCUGUAUGAGAUGGUGGCUCGGGGAAGCUGUUUUCUCAAUGGCUACGCUAGCUAAUGUGGCCCAACACAGAAGGUGCGCGGAGACGUUUUCAGCCCUCCGGGAAUGGUUCAUGGUCGGUGCAUCUGUCAGCACAAUACAGAUAGCCCGAACUGUGAGAGGUGCAAGGAUUUCUUCCAGGACGUUCCUUGGUGGCUAGCUGUGGGCCCCCUGGACAGCACUUGCUGAGCUUGUCGCUGUAACGGACACUCUGACCGCUGUCACUUCGACAAGACCGUGUACCUGGCGAGCGGGACGCAGGGGGGCGUGUGUGACGGCUGCCUGCACAACACCGAGGGCCAGCACUGCGAUCGCUGCAGACCCCUUUUCUACAGGGACCCCCUCCAGGCCAUCUCGGAUCCUUACGCGUGCAUUCCUUGUGAAUGUGACACUGAUGGGACCAUUUCGGGUGGCCUUUGUGUGAGCCACUCUGAUCCUGACUUGGGGUCUGUGGCCGGCCAUUGCCUGUGUAAGGAGAACGUGGAAGGAGCCAAGUGCGACCGAUGCAAGACCAACCACUACGGACUGAGCGUCACCGACCCCCUGGGCUGUCAGCCCUGUGACUGUAACCCCCUGAGGAGUCUGCCACUCUUGACCUGCAUUGCCACUCAAGGCCAAUGCUUGUGUCAGUCUCUUGCUACUGGACCACACUGUGAAGAAUGCACGGUUGGAUACUGGGGACUGGAAAAUCACCUCCAUGGAUGUUCUCCCUGUGACUGUGAUAUUGGAGAUGCUUAUUCCAAUGUGUGUUCACCCGAGGAUGGGCAGUGUGAUUGUCGUCCGCAUGUCACAGGUCGCAGCUGCACUGAGCCAGCGCCCAGCUAUUUCUUUGCUCCUUUGAAUUUCUACGUCUACGAGGCAGAGGAAGCCACGCCACUCCAGGGACUGGCUCCUUUGAUAUUAGCAACAGCUCUGCCUACAUGUGAUGUGUAUUUCCAGCAACAAGGAGAUGAUUUCAUAACUGACAAAGGAAGCAUAAUACUGAAGAGAAAUAAGAAGCGAAGCAUUCGAGCAGAUGAGCAGAGUGAGCUGCCUGCUGUUUCUGUCGUUCUCCGAGGGCCAGCUCCUGGCGUGCCUGUUACGUGGACGGGACCUGGAUUUGCCAUUCUCUCUGGGGCCGGCUUGAGAUUUGCUGUGGGGAACAUCCCCAUUCCCAUGGAUUUUGCUGUUGCCAUUCACUAUGAAACUCAGUCUGCAGAUGACUGGACUGUCCAGAUGGUGGUUAACCUGGCCGGAGGGAGCAAGCACUGUGCAUGCGAGACCCGACAGCCAAAGCCUCAGCCUUUACCAGCAGCUUCCAGAAUCGUGCUGCUUCCCACACCCAUCUGUUUAGAACCAGAUGUACAGUAUUCCAUAGAUGUCUAUUUUUCCCAACCUUUGGAAGGAGGAUUCCAGGCUCAUUCACACAUUGAAUUGAUUCUGUAAGUUGGUCUUAUUCCCCAAAUCAACUCAUUGGAGAAUUUCUGCAGCAAGCAGGAUUUAGAUGAAUAUCAGCUGCACAACUGUGUUGAAAUUGCCUCGGCAGUGGGACCUCAGGUGCUCCCUGGAGCAUGUGAAAGGCUUAUAGCCAGUUUGUCUGCCAGGCUGCAAAACGGGGCCGUGGCCUGCAACUGUCAACCACAGGGCUCAGUGGGACCCAACUGCAGCUGACUGGAGGGCCAGGGCCAGUGUAAGCCUCGUGUGACCGGCCGCUGCUGUGACACGUGCUCAACAGGAAGCUACAGUCUGGGGCAUCACGGCUGUCACUCAUGUCACUGCCACCCUCAAGGCUCAGAGAACACUGUAUGUGACCAAGUAACAGGACGGUGCCCCUGCCAUGGAGAGGUAGCUGGCUGCUAUUGUGAUCGGUGCCUGGAGGGCUAUUUUGGAUUUCCUAACUGCCGCCCCUUCCUUUGUAAUGGGUUCUCGUCAUGCUUCAGUUGUGGAGGUUUUACAACUGGGAGAAACUGUGAAAGAUGCAUGGAUGGUUACCAUGGAAAUCCUUCUUCAGGACAGUCCUGCCGUCCUUGCCUGUGUCCAGAUAUUCCCUCAAGCAAUCAGUAUUUUGCCCAUUCCUGUUAUCAGAAUCCUUGGAGCUCAGAUGUAAUCUGCAAUUGUCUUCAAGGUUAUGCAGGUGUGCAGUGUGGAGAAUGCUCUGCUGGUUUCUAUGGAAAUGCAAGAAUUUCGGGAGCACCCUGCCGACCUUGUGCCUGCAAGCACAUUGAUGUAACUGACCCAGAAUCCUGCAGCCCAGUCACGGGGGAGGGCCUUAAAUGCCUGCACAACACUCAAGGCCCCAGCUGCCAGCUCUGCAGCCCAGGUUACUUUGGCCUCAAUCAAACCUGUAGGAGAAUUUCCUGUCAUCCUUCCGGCAUGAGUCCCUCUGAGUGUCCCCCUGGCGGAGGAGCUUGCCUCUGUGACCCUGACACUGGCACAUGCCCUUGUAUGCCCAAUGUCACAGGCCGGGCCUGUGACCAUUGUGCUGAUGGAUGCUGGAAUGUCAUCGCCGGCAGAUGAUGUCAGCCAUGCGAUUGUGACCCCUGGACCUCACUCAAUAGACACUGUGACCAGCUUAUAGGCCAGUGUCCGUGUAGAUUAGGCUAUGAUGGGAAACACUACAGUGAGUGUGAGGAAAAUUAUUAUGGGGAUCCCCUGGGGCGACGCAUUCCAUGUGACUGCAACAGGAAAGAUUCCCAGAAGUACAUCUGUGACCAGGACACGGGCAUGUGUCACCGCCGAGAGGGUGUUAGCGGCCCACGAUGUGAUUGCUGCGCCCAGGGUCACGGCCAGGAAUUCCCUGCUUGUCUUCGGUGUCACUUGUGCUUUGAUCAAUGGGACCACACCAUUUCUUCCCUCUCCAAAGUGGUGCAAGGGUUAAUUAGGCUGGCUGGUAACAUGGAAGAUAAAAGAGAGACCCUGCCUGUCUGUGAGGCCGACUUCAAAGGCCUCAGAGAGAACAUGUCUGAAAUAGAAAGGAUUUGGAGACAUCCUGUUUUCUCAUCUGGGGAAUUCUUAAAAGUCAAGGAUUAUCAUGACUCUGUUUGGAAAGAAAUCAUGCAACUAAGUGAGCAGAGGAAACUGUAUGAAUUUCAAGAUCUGAAAGAAACAAGAGGAAGAACGAGGAAUAAAGUGACUCUUGAAGAUCUUCAAGAAGAAAUUAAUUCGCACUCCCGUGCCCGUAAUGCAAGCAUCAUGGAUUCCUCAAAGAACAUCAAGAAGUAUUAUCAGAGCUCAUCUGCUGAAAAGAAAACUAAUGAAACUACUUCCAUCAUAGAUAACUCUGAAAAAAACAGGAAUGACUUACUUACCAUCUUAGAUACACUAACCUCAAAAGAAAACUUGUCAUUGGAGAAAUUAAAGCAGAUCAAGAUACCAGAUAUUCAAAUAUUGCAUGAAAAGAUACUUUCUCCUGUCAGGUGUGUGGAGGAGGCACAUAUGCCCUGUGUGCUAUUGUCCUGUGGUGGCCCGAGCUGUCUCGUCCUGACCCUCUCGAGGAACACCCUCCAGAAAGCUCAGGAAGCAGAGUUCGUGAUUCGCAAUUUGAACAACCAAGUUCAAGGGUUGAAAAAUCAGAUCAAAAAUAUAAAUAAACUGGCAGAAGUCUCCGAAAACAAUGCCUUACAGCUAAGUGAGAAACUGAGGAAUAUGAGAAACCAAAGUGAAUCUGAAGAAGAAAAAAUGAAUCUUUUAAUCAAGAAACUGAAAAUGUUCUUGUUAGAGGAUAACGUGCCUCCAGAGGACAUAGAGAGGGUUGCAAAUCGUGUACCUGACAUCCACCUACGAGUAACAUCGCAAAAUCUGACCCAUGAAUUUGACAAAACACGGAAACUUAUGCAACUCUGUGAGGACUACAGGACAGAGGAGAACAGGCUAAAUAAAGCAGCAGAUGGAGCCGGAAAGGUUUUGGUGAAGGCAAAAGCAGCUGAAAAAGCAGCAAAUGUUCUAUUAAAUCUCGACAAAAUGUUGAGUAAGUUGCAACAAGUUCACAUCACUCAAGUAUGGGCAAGUUCUACCAUCACACAGCUGACUGCCCAGAUAACAAAAAUAAUAAAGAACGCCCUGCAGGCUGAAAAUCAGGCCCAGGAGACUGAGAAUGAGCUGGACUUAGUAAAGCAACAGUCAGCGCUGGAGGGUGGACUUGCCCGGCUGCAGACCAACUUGCAAAGGAAUCGAGACGAGGCCGUCCGUGUGGGAGCUCAGGCUGAAUCGCCCCGGCACCAGGCUGGGGUCCUUGAGGAGGAGCUUGCUGAGCUACAAUGUCAAUAUGCUAUUCUUCAGCAUAAGACAAGCGCGCCAGGACUGGCAAAGGAAACCUUAGGGAAAGUGAAACAGCCAAGAGAUACAGCAGUCAAACUGGCUGCAGAUACAGAGGACAAGGUAAGAAGAAUAACAGAUUUAGAAACAAAGAUCCAAGCUUUGAAUCUAAGUAGACAAGAAAAAGCUGAUCAGCUGAAACAGUAGGGAGAUCAAGUCAUUGCCAUUAAAAAUGAAAUCAUCGAGCAAGAAAAUAAAUAUGCUACCUGCUACAGUUAG
Messenger RNA from Balaenoptera ricei (Rice's whale), 5316 nucleotides. It is a transcript of the gene LAMB4, whose product is annotated as laminin subunit beta 4. The record is from RefSeq and is a predicted model, not a curated record. Gene Ontology annotation, cellular component: laminin trimer. Gene Ontology annotation, biological process: substrate adhesion-dependent cell spreading; basement membrane assembly; cell migration. Lineage: Eukaryota; Metazoa; Chordata; Mammalia; Artiodactyla; Balaenopteridae.